CUCCAAUAGCUACAAUCCACGUGUAACAAUUUACAUUUUAAUCAACACAAAUGACCAAAAAUACCCCUAUCCUUGUCCUAAAUUACUCUCCCAUCUUCAAUGGUUCAAAUCUCAGAGCUCAUUCUCAACUCUCAAGAUCUUCCACUUUCCCACUCUUCCACCGGAAGAACAACCGUAUUUACCGUUUCUUUUUUCUUUUCUUUAUAAACAAAUUAAUUAAUUUUUAAUUUGGAAGAAAACCUUAAACCUCCCUAACACAGAAGAGAAGCGGUGCAAGGCAAGGAUUCUAAGCGUAUUAAGACCCCAUUUACAAAAUUUGUGGAUUUUGAUUUGAUGCCAUUUUAAUCUAACUGGGUUUUCUGGGUUGUUAUAAUUAUCUAUUACAAUGAUGGGUUUUUUGAUUUGAAUUUGGUACGACCUGACCCACCUGGGAUCUCAGAGCAUUUGGUUGACAAGAAGCAAAGAAAUUAAAACAUUGGGUUUUUGAAUCAAGAAAAAUGAUGAAGAUUUGCAGUUGGAUUUUGAUUGUUUCGAUUCAAUUAUCGAUUUUAGCAACUGGGGCUUCUUCAAUUGAUGAUUUCCACCAAGCGUUUCCCAUCGUAGAACCUGAUCCUGGUCAUACGAAAUUACGCCUUUCUAGAGAAGGAUUGGAGGCCAUUAAGAGAAUAGAGACACCAAUUUCCGCUGUUGCUGUGAUUGGACCUUAUCGAUCAGGAAAAUCUUUUCUACUUAAUCAACUCCUGUCACUUUCUUGUGAUGAAGGUUUUGGCGUCGGACACAUGCGAGAUACUAAAACCAAAGGUAUAUGGGUGUGGGGAACGCCAGUUGAAGUAAUGGUUGAUGGUGUCAAAACAUCUGUACUUUAUCUUGAUACGGAAGGAUUUGAAAGCAUUGGUAAAUCAAACGUUUAUGAUGAUCGGAUUUUUGCUUUGGCUACUGUUAUGAGUUCUGUACUUAUCUAUAACUUGCCUGAGACGGUGCGUGAAGCUGAUAUAUCUCGGCUAUCAUUUGCUGUAGAGCUUGCUGAAGAGUUUUAUGGAAGAGUUAAGGGUGAAGAUGUUGCUUUUGAACCUGCUAAGCUUUUAUGGCUAAUACAGCGUGAUUUCCUGCAAGGGAAAUCUGUGCAAGAAAUGGUAAAUGACGCUCUUCAACGUAUCCCCAAUUUAAAUGAUGACAAAGAUAUUGAGCAGGUUAACCAGAUCCGUGAAUCAUUGGGUGUUAUGGGGGACAGCAGCACAGCUUUCAGCUUACCUCAACCUCAUCUACAGCGAACAAGACUCUGUGAAAUGAAUGACACUCAACUUGAUCCCGGAUAUGUGAAAAAGAGGGACCAGAUGAAAGAACUUGUUGCUUCUAUCAUUCGACCAAAAGUUGUGCAGGGUAAAAUGCUAAACGGGAAGGAGUUUGUUACUUUUCUGGAACAGAUAAUUGAAGCCUUGAAUAAAGGAGAAAUUCCAUCCACUGGAUCACUUGUUGAGGUUUUUAAUAAGAAAAUAAUCGAGAGGUGUCUGAAGUCAUACAAUGAAAGGAUGUCUGUGUUGAGUUUGCCUCUUUCUGAAGAAUCAUUGAAAAAAGCCCAUGAAAUUUCUAAAGAUGCUGCAAUGAAAGCUUUUGAUCAACAGCAUUUCGGUCGAAAUCAUGCUAAGAAGUCAGUUGAACAAUUGGGUGAAGAAAUUGAGAAGGUCCUUCAAAAUUAUGUAAUGACAAAUAAAUAUGAAUCAACAAAACUUUGCGAGAUGCUGUACACGACUUGUGAAGACAAGAUGGACCAACUUCAGGUGCUCAGACUUCCGUCCAUGGCAAAAUUUAAUGCAGGCUUUCUCAAGUGUAAUGAGAGUUUCGAACAAGUGUGUGUUGGACCUUCAAAAGUCAGCUAUGAAAAUCGGAUGAUGAAGAUGAUGGGAAAGUCGCGCUCCCUAUUUAUCAAGGAAUACAACAACAGACUUUUUAAUUGGUUGGUUGCGUUUUCUUUGGUGAUGGUGGUGGUGGGGCGGUUUGUCAUCAAGUUCUUGUUGUUUGAGAUCGGUGCGUGGAUAAUGUUCAUUUUCUUGGAGACGUAUACAAGGAUGUUCUGGUCAGCAGAAUCUCUAUAUUACAAUCCCGUUUGGCACGUCAUAGUGAGCACUUGGGAAACGGUUGUUUACAGCCCCAUCAUCGAUUUGGACAGGUGGGCGAUUCCCUUAUGUGUGAUCGUAGCUCUAUUCAUUCUGUACUGGCGGUGUUGUGGGAGGAAGAAGAACGCGUCUAGUUGGUCAUUACCUUUGUACAACACUCAAAAAAAUAGUUCAAAUCGGUCAAGAACAGAUUAACCAAUAAUACCCUUGUAUACCAUUAUGAUGAUUUCUCCUGAUGUUGUUCAAUUGAGCGAGCUUUUUGAUGUUUCUUUUUUAAUACAUAGAGCUCUCUCAUUUCGAGUCAUCACUGGGAUUUUGGGGUGACCCUUUUAAGUUACUGUAGUCUAUAAACAGGUUUAAAGGAUGAUCAGAUGCAAGGCUUUGAUAGUGUUUACUUUAAAAUGUAGCAUAAAACUUCUCCAUAUGUAUGAUUAUAUAUUACUAUUAAUGAAAAUGUUCUUUUAUCA
Molecule: messenger RNA, 2581 nt
Organism: Spinacia oleracea (spinach)
Lineage: Eukaryota; Viridiplantae; Streptophyta; Magnoliopsida; Caryophyllales; Amaranthaceae
Exons: 17
Coding region: 498-2309 (603 amino acids)
Molecular function (GO): GTPase activity; GTP binding
Source: RefSeq, a predicted model, not a curated record